This is a messenger RNA of Ostertagia ostertagi, 843 nucleotides long. NCBI's taxonomy places the organism in Eukaryota, Metazoa, Nematoda, Chromadorea, Rhabditida, Trichostrongylidae. The record is from the annotation of a GenBank genome assembly.
AUGAACACUGGGCCACAGAUUGCACACAAUACCGAACUCUUUCACAGAGACGUGCACAAUGCUACAAUAGAAACCGCUGUGAACACUACUGAGGAAGAAAAGCAAGGCAAUAAGACCAUAUCCAUUGCAACGCUACUAUCCCAACAACUCUACAAAAGACUAGUAGAACUAGAAUGCCAAGCAGCCGCCUUCAAUCUUUCACAAAUCAACUCGACAAACCAAGGCAACAAUAACUCCAAAGACGCAACCCAGGACUCACUCAUUCAGCCACUGAAUUCCUUAAUGAUUGAUCAACGCCUAUUCAGCGGCGAUAUAAAACUACCAGAAUUCCAUGGCAACCCAUCGGAAUUCGGUUCAUUCUGGGAACUCUUUGAAGAACUCGUUCACAAACAACCCUUCUCCAACAUAAGAAAGCUCUCCAUUCUGCUUAGUUGUUGCAAAGGAGACGCAGCAAGAUGCUUACGGAUGAUUCCUCGCACAGGGGACUCGUAUGAAAAGGCAAUCGAACAGCUAAAAGAUCAAUACGAAGACCCAAGGAGAAUAACCAUACACAUGAUCUGUCAACUCACAUCAAUGAAGCCAAGUAAUAAUGAUCCACGUACCCUAUGUAACAAUCUUAAUGACAUCAAAGCCAUCAUAGCCACAAUACAAAAACAAGGCGAAAUGGUGGACAAUACCUACAUGACUACAUUAACCACAAGCACUACAACGAAUCUCCCAAGACAACAACGUCAUACAGCGUCCGUAUCGCUUUCCAAGCCGAGCAUCACUUUCUCCACGAAGACCAAGACCAAACACACCACAAAGGAAGACGAGCAGUUCCCCAUCAAGGGAAACAACUAA